Molecule: messenger RNA, 2520 nt
Organism: Hypomesus transpacificus
Lineage: Eukaryota; Metazoa; Chordata; Actinopteri; Osmeriformes; Osmeridae
Gene: utp6
Product: UTP6 small subunit processome component
Exons: 20
Coding region: 426-2213 (595 amino acids)
Biological process (GO): maturation of SSU-rRNA from tricistronic rRNA transcript (SSU-rRNA, 5.8S rRNA, LSU-rRNA)
Cellular component (GO): small-subunit processome; Pwp2p-containing subcomplex of 90S preribosome
Molecular function (GO): snoRNA binding; protein binding
Source: RefSeq, a predicted model, not a curated record
UCUUCUCUUCUCGCUUUCAACGAUUUUGCGGGAAAUCGGGUCUAGUAUGGGACAUGAAAGUUGUUUACAAAUGCACGUAUCUUUCUUUUUCAGGUUUCGCUGAAAUGGAAUAGAAACUGACCUCAAGUGUAUUUGGAUUGAUUUACAAAUACAUAUAAUGUAUAAGUAGUAUAUUUAGUUUAGUAUGUAGUAUAUAUCUACAUGCAUUAUAAUUACACUGUUAAAAUGCUUUUCUAGUUUGUAAAUUAUAUAUUUUGGGGUUGAUAAAAGAGCAGAAGUUAUCGCUUGUUCGUACUGUAUUUCUGUAUUUGUUUCCCCUAUUCUGAUAAAUCGAGAGUACAAGGCGUUUCCAGUCGGAAUAAUGUAAGGGAGGGAACCGGAAGUGAAGUUGCCACAACUUCCACACGUGUAGAAAAUAGUGAAGAAUGGCGGAGAUUGUCCAGCACCGAAUCGAGAACAGAAUCCCUGAGUUGGAACAGUUAGAAAGAGUGGGAUUGUUCACCAAAAAAGAAGUCAAAUCCAUGCUCAAAAGAGCAACCGCUUUGGAAUACAAACUGCAUCGCCUGACACUCUGCAAAUUUGAUUUCAUAGCAUACAUUCAAUAUGAAAUCAACGCAUUGGAGCUGAUCAAAAAGAGAAGAUCGCGCAUUGGCUACCAUUUCAAGAGAGAAGAGAUUGAGUUUCCCAUCACCCACAGGAUAAAUUCAGUGUUCAGGAGGGCAACAAACAAAUGGAAGGAUGACGUUCAACUGUGGCUCUCUCAAAUUGCCUUCUGUAAGAAAUGGAACACAAAGGGUCAACUCAGCAAGGUUUUCUCCUCCAUGUUGGCCAUCCACCCUGAUAAGCCAGCUCUGUGGAUCAUGGCUGCCAAGAGUGAGAUGGAGGACAGGAACUCGUCAGAGAGUGCCAGGCACAUCUUUCUGCGGGCCCUGCGCUUCCAUCCAGAGAACAAGAAAGUCUACCAGGAAUACUUUCGUAUGGAGCUGUUGCAUGCUGAAAAAUUAAGGAAAGAGCAGAAGGAGCUGGAACUGGCUAAGAUGGACUUGGGCGAAUACGAGUUCCCCCCAGAGGUUAUGAGUGGCAAGCUGGCUGAGGUGGUGUACAGAAACGCUACAGCGAAAAUCCAGGGAGCCAAUCUCAUCCUCUCGCUUCUCAGCAUCGCCGCCAUCUUUGACUUCACCAAAGAGCUGCAGGACCUCAUCCUUCAAGACCUCCAGACGAACCACACGGACGACAGUGCCACGUGGGACUUCAUGGCCAAGCGGGAGCUGGAAGCCCCCGGGGCGGGGGAGGAGCUGCUGAGCGCUGCGGGGCGGGCUUCCGACAUCGCCCGCAGAGAGGAGCGCUGCAGCCAGGUGUACGAGGAGGGCGUCAAGAGCCUCAACACGGAGGCUAUGUGGACCUGCUAUGUGACCUUCUGCUUGGAGAGGUUCAAGAGGAAGACUAAUGUCCAGGAGCUGAAAGACAAGAGGCAGCAAAGGCUGUUGGCAGUACUUCAGCGUGCCGAUGACGCCUCGCUGUUAAAGAAGGAUUUUUUGAAGAGUUGGCUGAAGGCCCUGCUCUCCAUGGGAGACUCGGAGGGGGCGGCCCGAGUUGCCACGGCAGCCACCCAGCGCCACAGCCAAUCGGCGGACGUGUGGAGCCUGGCCCUGCAGACGCUGAUGCAGCUGGGGAGCGCUGACACGGGGAGGCUAUUCCAAGAAGCCCUCACGCAUGUGAAUCCCAAGGAGAGUCUGCCGGUGUGGCAGCUCCAGACGGAGUGGAGCGUGACAUCCCAGAGUUCUGAAGAGACGGAAGCUCUGUUUCAGAAAGGUCUACUGUCGCCAGUGGCUGCUGUUGCCAUGGAGAUGAAGGAGAAAUACCUCGAGUGGUCUUACAAGGCUGGAGGCUACAAAAAAGCCAGAAAGGCCUUCACUAGUUUACAUGAGAACCGGCCGUUCUCUAAGGCGUUCUUCACCACAAUGAUCCAGAUUGAGAAGGAACAAGAGUCGCCCAAGAUGAGCAACCUGAGGGAUUUGUUUGAGAGGGCCCUGAGGGAGUUUGGCUCCACAGACGACGGUCUGUGGCUGGACUACAUUAGGGAGGAACUUGGACCCCUGGGCCAACCUGGGAACUGCGGAACGAUCCACUGGAGGGCCAUGAAGAUGCUUGAGGGGGAGAAUGUGGAGAGAUUCACAACACAGUACACUUUACUGCAGACGGGACACAUCUAGAUCACAGAUCUUGACCUCUGUCAAGUUUCAGAUAUGGACCGUUCCAACAGUGUCUUCAUUGACAGCUGAUAAUGUCAUGACUUAUACUGUAGACAUGUCUUAUUAGUUAAAAACUGUAUUUAACAUUCAAUUUUACAACAUUUCUUAUUCACUUAUCACAAUUCUACAUUUGUUAUACAUUCAAAACAAACUUAGAUGCUGUUAACAUUAAACAACCCUGAUGUAAGUUUCUCUCUGAAGCCUCUCAUACAGUACAUUUACAGUCGACAGUAAGGUAAAAGACAAAUGGGAUCCAAAACAUAUCCAA